Opisthorchis viverrini is the source of this 2591-nucleotide messenger RNA. RefSeq lists its product as hypothetical. The record is from RefSeq and is a predicted model, not a curated record. Gene Ontology annotation, molecular function: beta-galactosidase activity. Lineage: Eukaryota; Metazoa; Platyhelminthes; Trematoda; Opisthorchiida; Opisthorchiidae. The transcript has 14 exons. Gene Ontology annotation, cellular component: vacuole. Bases 591 to 2288 code for a protein of 565 amino acids. Gene Ontology annotation, biological process: carbohydrate metabolic process.
ACAAGGUCGCUUGGUUACCUCGUGGUUGACCUAAUGUGUUAACUUGUACGGGGACAUACAGAUACAAACGGACAUUCAUAUACAUUUUUAUCAACGUAACCCAAUGUCGCUGAGAUGCCAGAUAUAGCUCCAGAGCUCGAACAGAAAUCUUCAAGAAAUAUAUUCCAUAAAGUUCACGAUAAACUAUCUGCAAAUAGAGUAUUUGUUGGAGCAUUCAUAUGCAGUGGGUGUAGCAUCAUACGUGUUAAAUUUUAGCCGUCGGAGUAAUAGUCGUAUCAUCCACAGUCACUGCUUACUUUAAAACCCGUGCCCGAAAGGUUUGUCAAUUCCACUCAUGUUCUAGCUAUUUUCAGCUUUAUUCCACGAAUCUGAUAAAUAGGACCUUCGAGAUAGACACCCUGAACGAUGUUUUUUUAAAGGACAAUGAAGAAUUUCAGUUCAUUUCUGGCAGUAUCCAUUACUUCCGAAUCCCAAGGAUUUAUUGGUUGGACCGAUUGCAGAAGGCAAGUGCGCUCGGACUGGAUGCCGUACAAAUAGAUAUUCCCUGGAAUUUUCAUGAACGCAAAGAAGGCGAGUACACCUUCGAGGGCAUGGCAGAUGUAGAACAUUUCAUCUUCACUGCACAACAACAAGGAUUGCUAGUGAUCUGCCGUAUAGGCCCCUACAUUGGCUCAGAUUGGUCACUAAGUGCUCAUUUACUUGUAACCGUUCUUCUGAUUGCAGAGUUCCUCGCCCCUGUAAAGCGCUGGUUCGAUGUUCUGUUGCCCAGACUGAAGGAACAUCUUUAUCACAAAGGUGGACCGGUGAUAAUGAUCCAGAUUGAAAACGACUAUGGAAGUUAUGCUGCUUGUGAUACAGACUACAUAGGGGCACUAAACGCACUUGUCAGAGAGCAUCUUGGCCCUGAAGUGCUCGUGUCCACCGUUGACAUCGGAACAAAAAACCAUUUAAAAUGUGGAUCUCCCUUCAAGUUGAAUUUGGCCACAAUAAAUUUUGGUCCAUACAAAGGUGAGCCUGACGAUAGAUUUCUGGAGUUAUUCGAGUUCCAGCCGGAGACACCGUGGGUGAACUCGGAAUAUUACACCGGUUGGAUGGAUCACUGGGGUUAUCCACACUUUCAAAUUGAACCAAAGGUAUUCAUCGAUCGGCUUCUAGAUCUCCUCUAUUAUUCACCAAGAAUCAGUGUGAAUAUUUACAUGUUCCACGGCGGAACUAAUUUCGGAUUCUGGAACGGUGCCGUGGACCGCCCGUAUAGUUCCCAGGUAUCCAGUUACGACUACAACGCUCCUUUGUCUGAGGCCGGCGAUAUUACGGAUUUUUAUCUCGAUCUGAGGCAAGCGAUUUUAACGUUCAAAAACACAUCGGGAGUGGAAGUACCCAGAAACACCACCAAAAUUGCCUACGAUGCAAUACCAGUGUAUUUGGUUUCGCACCUCAUUGAACAUGUCACUGGUGGUUCGAGUGCCAUGGUCACAGUUAGCAUGGAGGCAGUGCAACAGUAUUCGGGAUUCAUGUUGUACAGAACAGAAUUCUAUCGUGAUGCUGGACAGCCUGUCCGAUUAAAGUUCAAAGAUGUCGCUGACUACGCAUACAUCUACACAACUAGUGUUAACCUGGAUACUCUUGUUUUUCACGGAGCAAUAUCUCGAAACGACAGGUCUCUGGUCUUCUAUUUCAAACCGAAAUUCAACACAACCGACCUGUUGAUUCUAGUAGAAAACGCAGGUUAUACCACCUACAACUCGAAAUUUUACAAUGAUCAUAAAGGAAUAAUCGGGCCAGUUUCUGCAGAUGGUCGCGAAUUACUGGGUUGGUCGUUCAUGCCUGUCUGUCUGAACGCGGAGUCACAUUCAAAGUGCAACUGGACUCUGGUGGAUAAGAUAACGGAAAAGUUUAUUUCAGAUGUACAGAAGACAUCCGAGCAACAAAUUGGCGGCAAAAGAUCAUGGCCAACAUCGGGGUCGAUAUUCGCAGGAAUCCUGAAUAUUGAGUCAUUUGAGCGACUGGCUGAUACUUUUGUUCAACCUUUGAAUUUUACGCGGGGAGUUCUUCUUGUGAACAACGAAGUGGUUGGAAAGUAUAAUCAAGCACUUGGUCCACAGCUACGAGUUUAUGUGCCCAAGAACUUCCUACACGUUGGUACAAACAUCUUCAUCUUGAUUGAACUGGAUAGUUUAUGGCUCAACGAGACCAUGACUUCAGUAAAUAGAUCAGUGGGCAUCUCCUACCCUUUGUUAUUCGAUGUUCAAAUGCAAUGGCAUAGGACCCGUGACCGGUCACUGCAAUGAGUCCGUGUAUCGUGGAUACAGUACUCCAUGCACUAAAAGUGGAUCUCAGGAGCUAUACUUUAAUUCCAUUACUUUUAGUUCAUCGUUGGGUUGACUGUGAUUGACUCGCUCCACUCUUUUGAUUCGAAUUUUUUCAGCGCAUACUGACUCUAUCACCCCACAUUGUCUUGAUCCUCUCGUAAGGUAACAUGUACAGGUAAGGUAACUUAAAGCGCGUUGCAUACGCUCUGCUUGUGACCACCGUAUGUAUAAUUCCCGGUUUUACUGAUAGUCAUGCAAACAAUUUUUGUCUGAUUGGCGGAG